Molecule: messenger RNA, 813 nt
Organism: Brassica napus (rape)
Lineage: Eukaryota; Viridiplantae; Streptophyta; Magnoliopsida; Brassicales; Brassicaceae
Exons: 2
Coding region: 1-813 (270 amino acids)
Source: RefSeq, a predicted model, not a curated record
AUGAGUCUAGCGAGGGAGUUCAUUCGUAUAGACAUCAAAAGUGGGCAAACAGUGAGGUUUUGGACAGAUAUAUGGCAUCCAAAAGGGAGUCUAAUAGACAUUACGGGGGAGAUUGGCACUCAGAAAUUGGGAAUUCCGCGUAAUGCAAAAAUAUGUGAGGUUUAUGUUGAUGGCUUCUGGCAGAUACGGCGUUGCAGAGACCGUCGUAUUCAAGUGCUGAUGCAGGAGGUUUGGGAUUUUCCUAUCUCACAUUCUGUAGAUGUCAUGGACGGAGUUCUGUGGAGGAAGGGACCUGAUGAUUAUGGGGACGGGUUCUUGUCAGAUGCAACUUGGCAGCAGAUAAGGCAGCAGAAACAAAAGAUUCAAUGGACUAAACUGAUUUGGCUAGCUACUGGUCACCGGACCGGAGUUUGGGGACAACCGCAAGGCUGCCUAUUCUGCAGCAAGCCUGAAGACACACGCGACCAUCUCUUUUUUGCUUAUCCGUACACUCUCACGCUAUGGCUGCAAGUCGUAGGGACAGUGCUUGGUGCUCAGCCUGAUCCAGACUGGGAAACAACUAUCACGCAGCUGCUCACCGGGAAGUUUGACCGUCUUACAUACAUUCUACUUCGGUUGGUGCUACAUGUCUCUAUCUAUUUUAUAUGGAGGGAGAGGAAUGAUCGAAAAUACAACAGCAGAAUCAAACCGGUGGACCAACUGGCUCGCCUUAUUGAUGAGACUGUUAGGAACCGUAGCACAUCUACGCAGUAUUUCUUGAAGCCAAAGUUUCAGGGCCUCAUGGCACAAUGGUUUGAAGCUCAUAUGUCCUAA